AGCGAUUGGGGCCCCAGCCGGCUCGGAUCCGCGAGGCCCGGUGCCGCGGAGGGCGCGACAACAAGCGCGGGCCCCCCUCGCCGCCGACAUGGGCGGGUGCGCAGCCAAGCCCUCUGAGGACCCACGUCACAGCGUCAGGCCGCCUUCCCUGCGGCAAGUUCGCGUCGUGCCUACGCGUCCGUGACCCCGCCGCUGCACGCCGUUGCACACCGAGCAACUGAAGGAGGUGCAGGAUGGGGGCUUUGGCAAGGCACAGUUCAUCUUGGACAAGCCGGGGAGAAUUCAGGACGUGUACGACAUGGAGUCCAAGAAGCUUGGCGAGGGAUCGUAUGGGUCCGUAAGCAAAGGUGUCCACAAGUCGACCGCCGUCGUCCGUGCCGUGAAGACCAUCGCGAAGACCAAGGUCAAGCACAUCGAGCGUUUCAAGAAAGAGAUCGCCAUCAUGAAGAUCAUGGACCAUCCGAACAUAAUCAAGCUGUUUGAGACGUUCGAGGACCAUCACAACAUCUACCUCGCCAUGGAGCUAUGCUCCGGAGGCGAGCUUUUCGAUCGCAUAGUCGAGGCGAGCCACUUCAGGGAGAAGGAAGCGGCGAUCAUUAUGCAGCAGAUCUUGAGAGCGAUCUUUUAUCUUCACGAGCAGCGUAUCUGUCACAGGGACCUGAAUGGCACGGUGGCGGCUUUUCUUUUUCAGAGUAAGGAUCCGAUCGAAGGCAACGUCUUAAAGCUGAUAGAUUUCGGGCUCUCGGCCAAGUUCAAGGAUGGCGAGCCCAUGUCCAGUAGGGCAGGGACUCCGUAUUACGUGUCACCGCAGGUGUUGGCCGGCAAGUACAAUCAUCUCUGCGAUCUAUGGUCGGCGGGCGUGAUCAUGUACAUUCUGCUCUGCGGGACACCGCCGUUCUUUGGCAAUAACGAUCAGGAGGUGCUUGCCAAGGUCAAGUACGGCAACCUCACCUUUAACCCGCGUGAGUGGUCUGGCGUUUCCCAGGACGCCAAGGACCUUGUCCGCAUGCUUGUGAAGAUGAACCCAAGCGAGCGUCUGAACGCAGAGCAGGCUUUGAACCAUUCUUGGAUCAAGAAUCGCGCUCCUCGGGCCACGAACGCACCGUUGCCCACCAAUUUCGUCCCCAGGCUGCGAAAGUUCCGGUGCCGUAGUAAGUUCUCCAAGGCAGUGUUGCACGUGAUCGCCUCCCAGUUGAACGAGUUCCAAAUCAAGAGCCUUCGUGAGACGUUCCUGGCGUUGGACAACAACGGGGACGGACUGCUGAGCCUGACAGAAUUGAAGGAAGGACUCUCCCAAGCAGGCAUCACGGAUCUGCCCGAGGACUUGAAGGAGAUCAUGGAAGGGAUCGAUUCAGACGGCAGUGGUGUGAUCGAUUACACUGAGUUUUUAGCCGCUACCAUCGAGAAGAGGCAGUACAUCCAGGAGGACGUCUGUUGGACCGCUUUUCGGGUCUUCGACCUGAAUGGAGAUGGAAAGAUCACCCCGAACGAGAUGAGGAUGGUUUUGAACAACGGCAACGUAAAUAGUUUGGUAGAUGUCCAGGCAACCGCUGAUGUGUUGAAGGAAGUGGACAAGAACGGCGACGGCGCUAUUGACUUCAAGGAGUUCAUGACCAUGAUGCGGAACAUGUCCAAAAGUAUGAGUAUGGAUGCCAUUCCAUGAGCAGAUCUUAACUUCGCGUCUGACGCGCACAUCCGCCAAUUUAUAUGCGGACGUUGCGCAGCAACAUUGCAGCGUUGUAAUGCCGUGACGUUGCUCGGUUGUCGCGGUGGAUCGUGUUAGAGUUUUCUGUGUACAUUUGGGAUUUCCUGGGUGACCCUCGGGGUCCCACGGGGUUGCCUCGUUGGAGGCCAGAGUCCUCAGGCCUUCCAACUGUGCCUGGGCUCGUUGGGUCUUGGGGCCGUCCUCGGGAGGCGGUCUUGUGGCCGUCUUUGGCAGCCCUGGACCGUGUGGAAGUUUUCCAUGGGUGCCACUCACGUCGUUGGUGCGUUGUCCAGAAGGGCUCGAAGGCCGUGUAGAGGCUAGAGCGGUUUUGAGAUGUCAGGGUGGCUUGACGAAUGCAUUCGCGAUACGCGAUUUCCUAUAAAGUUGCCGCCUUUCCAAAUGGCCCGCCAGAAGGCUCUCGUGGGCCUCUUCGGGGCAUCAGGUAGCCUCCUGAACGCGUGCCCUAGACUUUGUCCGAAUCGGUUUCGGCAUUGUAUCGCGAGGACUGGUCGUUCUUUUGCAGCGACCACAAGACAUCGAACGCCGCAAGAGGAGGCUGGCUGACAGACACGGACGCAUAGGGAGUGUGGUGGCGGAUCUCUACGCGUCGCAGUCAUCCCUUGUUGUGCGAUCGCCUGUGUUUGGACGAGCAUAGGAAAUAUCUUGUGCGGUGUGUGUGUGUACAUACAGCGUUGAUGCGAAAGUCGUCCUCCGGACCCGAGAGCUGCUGGAUUCCUUUAAUUCCUUUGCGUUGCCAGACGUUCCGUCUGCGAUCAGGUCGUCUAGGCGUCGCCCACACGAGGCGCGCAACCGACCACUGUUUCGGGCGCUAGCGAAGACUAGUUGUGCAUGAAGGAGUACAUGCAUCUUCUCGUUAUGCCGUCCUCUGUUUCCUUCUUCUUAUUAUUCUUCUUCUUCUCCAGUGAUGACUUGCGCUACCUC
Prorocentrum cordatum is the source of this 2647-nucleotide messenger RNA. The record is from the annotation of a GenBank genome assembly. NCBI's taxonomy places the organism in Eukaryota, Dinophyceae, Prorocentrales, Prorocentraceae.